AUGGCAUUUAGGGGAUUUGUCCUGAGUCUAGUUGUGGCCAUUAUGUGUACUCAAAGUGCAGCCCAAUCAGGUUGCACCAGUGCACUCACUAGCUUGAGCCCUUGCCUGAACUACAUAAUGGGAAGUUCAUCAACCCCAUCAGCUUCAUGUUGCUCACAGCUCUCAAGUGUAGUUCAAUCUUCGCCACAGUGCCUCUGCUCCGUGCUUAAUGGUGGUGCUUCCUCUUUUGGAAUCACCAUAAAUCAAACUCUUGCUCUCUCUCUCCCUGCCGCUUGUAAAGUGCAAACUCCACCAAUUAGCCAGUGCAAAGCUGGCAAUGGACCAAUAUCUCCUUCAAUUGCUCCAGUUGGUUCUCCAACAGAAUCACCUGAAGGCUCUAUUACACCUUCUGCUUCAGACUUUCCCUCAGGUGCAGGAUCUAAAACUGUUCCAUCAACUGACGGUGGUUCAUCUGAUGGAAACACUAUUAAAGUCCCUUCCCCCUUGGUGCUCUAUCUUCUUGUCAUUGCGAGUUUUGUCUCAACCAUCUCCAAAUUCUGA
Messenger RNA from Gastrolobium bilobum, 540 nucleotides. Its product is annotated as non-specific lipid transfer protein GPI-anchored 5-like. Gene Ontology annotation, molecular function: lipid binding. The record is from RefSeq and is a predicted model, not a curated record. Bases 1 to 540 code for a protein of 179 amino acids. NCBI's taxonomy places the organism in Eukaryota, Viridiplantae, Streptophyta, Magnoliopsida, Fabales, Fabaceae. Gene Ontology annotation, biological process: lipid transport. The transcript is spliced from 3 exons.